AUGCGCACAGCAAUUCCGUUUUUUCAUAGCACGGUUAGUGUGGAUUGGUGUCGCCAGUCUGAAGACGUCCACUUGGGAGAAAUUGAGCAAUUAAAACAUUUUAUGAAGCAUGAUAACCAGACGUAUGUCGGAGCACAACCACUAUCCAUAGAGCUUAGUAAAAAGAGUCCGCACAAGUGCGUAGCUCCAGCAACUCCAUGCGAGGUGGUCGCACUCAAGUACAAGGGCACCCUUCCGGUGUGGCUCGCAUCAACAUUUUCCGCAAUUCCGCUACCCCUUUUAGAAUUUGGCGGCUGUUGCAUUGAAUUCAAGUUUUUGCAUCCGUACCUUGAGGAUCAAUUGUAA
Molecule: messenger RNA, 345 nt
Organism: Plasmopara halstedii
Lineage: Eukaryota; Oomycota; Peronosporomycetes; Peronosporales; Peronosporaceae
Exons: 3
Coding region: 1-345 (114 amino acids)
Source: RefSeq, a predicted model, not a curated record